GAUUGAAAAUAAAACUACAACUCUAUUAUUGUUUAUUCCUACGGUACGAAGAGCGAACAAGUGAAAAUUGUUGUGAAAGAAUUCGUGAUUUUUCCGUAAUAAAUGAGGAAAGUUGAGCCGGAACGAGAACCAGUUUAGCAUCUAAUGAGACCGCCAAUAUUAAACAGAUUAAGGAUGGAUUUUGAUGAAGCAAUGAAAGCUGUCGGGGAAUUUGGAUUCACACAGAAAACACAACAAGUAAUACUAAACUCCAUCCAGCUAUUUGGUGCGAUGCAUAUGCUAUCCCUGGUGUUCGUAGGACGAGAGCCUUCCAGUGUAAUGUGUGGCGAUCAUCUCUCUGUUUACGAUGAUGUGUGUCUUAUGAAACCCCCCUGUGACCAUUAUAAAUACGGCCCAGAAUUCACUUCGAUCGCCACAGAGUGGGACCUGGUAUGCGAGAAGAGCCAUAAAGUUGGUUUAGCUCAGAGUGUCUUCAUGGCAGGCGUGCUCUUAGGUAACGUCCAGUUUGGCUCGUUCUCCGAUCACUAUGGCCGUCUAAGGAUGACAUUGGUGGGUCUCGCGUUGUUGAGUCUUCUUGGUACACUUAGUGCAAUGGUGUGGACUUUUGAACAGUUCCUUGUUUUCAGAUUUUUGGUAGGGUACGGAGCUGGAGGGGUGAUUCUAUCCGUCUUUGUUCUGCAAACAGAGAAUCUUAGUUCCUACCACAGGGCUAUAUCAGCUACGUGUGCUCCGUGUACAUUUGCAUUUGGUGUAAUGCUUUAUGCAGUGAUGGCGUACUUUGUGCGAGACUGGAGGAACCUUCUGCUACUAUCCUCUUUGCCUGUUGGAGUGUAUCUUUCUAUAUACUUUUUGGUUCCUGAAUCUCCCCGUUGGCUCGUUACCAAAGGCCGCAUCACCGAGGCCGAAGACAUCUUACACCAGAUAGGAAGGAAGAAUGGCAUGAAGGUUUCCCGCUCAAUGAUCAACCUGGCUGAAUCCAAGACCACUCCCAAGACUGAUAAAAAAUACGGCUUACUAGACUGCUUCAAGACGCCGGUGCUCAGAAUGAGAAUGGUCAUUCUAAUAUGUUCAUGGUUUACUGCUAGCAUGGUAUACUAUGGCCUGACGAUGAACGCUGGUAAUCUUGGUAGUAAUGUGUACAUCAGCUUUGCUCUCUCUGGAUUGGUGGAAUUACCUGCCUAUCUCUUUGGAUUCCUUGUGCUCAAUAGGACUGGGCGAAGGAAAGCUAUGGCUGCCUCUAUGUUUGUUGGUGGUGUGUCUUGUUUGAGCUUAUUAGUCUUAUCAAAAGAAGAUGAAACCAUGGUGAUCAUUAGGACAGCUCUGGCUCUGAUUGGCAAAAUGGGUAUAUCAUCUGCUUUCAACAUUGUCUAUAUAUAUUCAUCCGAACUACUACCGACCGUUUUAAGGAACAGUGGUAUGGGAAUAUGUUCGAUGUCAGCCAGAAUAGGAGGCGUUGUUGCACCGCAGAUUAUUCCUAUGGGUGACAAAGCAACUUUUCUCAUAUUUGGAGGAACGGCGUUGGCUUGCGCCAUUUUUGAUCUCGGCCUUCCCGAGACUCUCAACAAGCCUCUACCAGAAAACAUUGAUGACGUCGAAUAUCCUGAACCUGCCUCUACCAGGAAGCAUUGAUGAAUUUAUGAAGUGGAAAUCAACUUGGCAUUAGUCUUAGUCUUGGUAUUGGUUUAACAGACCAAGUGAGUAUAAGACCAAGUGAUGGUUGGACCAAAUAGUCGUUAUCGGUAGUAAAUUAAGUUUGCUUAGAUAUAAUGGAUCAAAUUCACAAAGGUGGUUAAAACGAUCGUUUGAACACAUGGUUUUUGCAGAUUUUCUGUAUAAAUUACGCUUAUUUACCGCGUAUGUUAAAAAUGUGGAAUGCUGAUGUGUGCUUUUGUCACAUUGCGCCAAAUUGAUGCCUGUUGCCGUGGUUAUCUACGCUAGUUUAUUCAUGAGUCCACUCAUUUUAAUUACUGA
Messenger RNA from Lytechinus variegatus (green sea urchin), 1971 nucleotides. Its product is annotated as solute carrier family 22 member 15-like. Gene Ontology annotation, molecular function: transmembrane transporter activity. Gene Ontology annotation, cellular component: membrane. Gene Ontology annotation, biological process: transmembrane transport. The coding region runs from base 145 to 1629 and encodes 494 amino acids. The record is from RefSeq and is a predicted model, not a curated record. Lineage: Eukaryota; Metazoa; Echinodermata; Echinoidea; Temnopleuroida; Toxopneustidae. The transcript has 12 exons.